CUAGGGAAUUGCAGUUUCAAAGUAUACUUGACAUCUUCUUCUCAAGUAAUUCAUGGAGAAUCAAACAGCUGAUUCGUUCUAUGGCAGAGCACAUGUUGUGCGGUAGUAUGCAUUAAUAUAACGCUAAUUUCUCGUAAAGUAAUGAAGUUCUAACGAAAAAGCACAUAAUUACGUCUUGAAAAAAUUGUAUUGUACAUGUUUACUUGAGCGUGCGAUGAAAAAGAAAGAAUAGUAAGUUCUUUUUUAAGAAAUUUUUGUCCUAAGAAAAAUGGCUGACCGUGAUAGCGCAUCUGAAAGCGACUCAAGCUCGAUCGACGGAGGACCAAUAAUGAUGCCGCCGUCUCCCGUAACUAGAGAACAACUUCAAAAAAGGAUUGAAUCGUUGCAACAACAUAAUCGUGUUCUUAAAGUUGAGCUAGAAACGUACAAAUUGAGAGUAAAAGCAUUACAAGAAGAGAAUCGUGGACUUCGUCAAGCCUCUGUCAUCAUACAAGCUAAAGCUGAACAAGAAGAAGAAUUUAUCAGUAAUACUUUAUUAAAGAAAAUUCAAGCACUUAAGAAAGAAAAAGAAACAUUAGCACAUCAUUAUGAACAAGAAGAGGAAUGUUUAACUAAUGAUCUAUCAAGAAAGUUAAAUCAAUUACGUCAAGAAAAAUGUCGUUUAGAACAAACUUUGGAACAAGAGCAAGAAUGUCUGGUAAAUAAAUUAAUGAGAAAAAUAGAAAAACUUGAAGCUGAAACGCUUGCUAAACAGAGCAAUCUGGAGCAGUUACGCAGAGAAAAAGUUGAACUUGAAAAUACACUUGAACAAGAACAAGAAGCAUUAGUAAACAAAUUAUGGAAAAGAAUGGAUAAAUUAGAAGCAGAGAAACGAAUGCUUCAAAUAAAAUUAGAUCAACCUGUAUCAGAUCCUGCUUCACCAAGAGAAAUUAAUAACGGCGAUACUGCUACUAGUCUAAGUACACAUAUUCAAACUUUAAGAAGUGAGGUAGCCAGACUGAGACAUACAUUGCUCAUCUCGCAACAAGAACAUACAGAGAAAAUGCAACGAUAUGUAAAUGAAGAGAAACAAAUUCGUGAAGAAAACUUAAGACUCCAGAGAAAAUUGCAACUAGAAGUAGAACGUCGUGAAGCUUUAUGUAGACAUCUAUCGGAAUCAGAAUCAAGUUUGGAAAUGGAAGAAGAACGGCACUAUAAUGAGAUUGUGAUGUCUGGUGGAAAUAUAAGAAAUCGUACUGUUUCUAGCCCUGUACCGUACAAUCCUUCACCUAGUUCCUCUAGACCAUUAAGCCCAGGUUCAGCGACCAGAGAGGGAUUUAAUACAAAUCGAUGUUAUGCUUGUGGCCAGCCUACUACAGUUCCAUUUGCGAGUUCAUCGCCUCCUUCCACUGGUCAUGUGGUAAUAUCUAAUAGACGCACAUCAGAUCGAUUUGUUAAACCCGCAAUUCCUCCAACUAUUGUAAGUCCUAGUGGUCCACCAAUCACUGCGAAUGCGUCUACAAAUGCAACUGGCGGAUCACCAAUGGAUAUUACUAAAACAUAAGUCAGUUGAAUUUCUCUUAUCAUAAAUAUUUCAUCAUGUAUUCGUAUAAAAUAACACUUUUGUUGAUGCAUUUGUACUAUGUGAUUGUAUAACAUCAUCAAAAGUUAUUUUAGAAAGAAUGUCAUUUUUUAAUGUUCUAAUUGUUUUACAUUCAUAGUACAGUGCAUACAUGUUAAUUAUAAAAUAUCCAUAAAAAAUGAAUAUGCUAUAAAUUGCUCUGUACUUCAUAUCAAAUCGCUUAAAUAUUUCUCGUAACACGAUACAAAGCAGUAUUUACAAAAAAAGGUAAAUAAUCACUUAUAAAUACUUGAUCUGCUUGAAAAUAAUCUAACGAAAUAAAAGUUAAGGAAGGAAGAGAUUUUAUUAUAAUCCCGCUCUUCUAAUUUCCUUUAUAUUUCACUGUUGUUAUAAAUAUUUAAUAUAUUUUGUUUUUGAUGUUUAAAUACAGCACGAAGAAAGUUCAUUGUUAAAUACAUACUUAGGCGAUAAGAAAACAUAUUUUUAUAAUGGUUACUAUGUAACUUACUUAAAUUUGAAUAUUUCUUUUUGUUCAAUAUUCUUUUCUGAAACGGAACUAUAUGGCAUAAUACAAAAGUGUAAUAUAAUAGAAUUUAUGCAUUAAUUAUUUUUCAUUGAAUAAUGUUUAUAAUGAAACUAGAAGAGCGAGAAUUAAAUAAACAUUAAUAUGCCUUGAAAAUAAAUACGCAAUUGUGGUUAAAAAAGAGCUAUCGACAGAAAAAGAAAUAAAAACUUUAAGCUAUCCUAAAUUAUUAUAAAUUUUUAAUAGAAUAUUCUUUAUUUUAUGUUGUUGAUUUAAUCUUUUUUUUUAUACAAUCACAUAAUUUCAGUAUUUACGUAUAUGCAUUCGUAAGCUAUGUUUGGAAUUAAUACAACAUUGAAGAUAACAUUUACAUGACACGUUACUUGCAUUUACUUAUGAAUAUGUUAAACAUUUGACAAAAUAAUUCAUAUCUAUAAUAUUUUCUUGCUUUAAAAUGUUUCAAAUAUCUGUCUGUUUAUAUUAUCGAUGUUACAAGUAUUCAUUAUGUAUUUUCAUUUUAUAAAUAAUAUUUGUUUAACUUGAUCUGUUGAACGUAUCACUGUGUGAUAUGUAUAUUUUGCUUGUUUGAUUUUACUGGUUUUUGAAAAUAUUUUGUUUAAACAAUAAGUUACAAUGUUUUGCUCUUUAUUUUCAAAUUCAUUUACUGAUUUUAUAACAUAUGCCAUGUAUAAACUAUUUUCAGUCAAUGUUCAUCUAAAUGUGAUAAAAUAAGCACAAUAAUUUUGUGCCGUUUAACAAUGGUGGACAAUUAUGCCCGCAAAGGCGCGGAGCAUGGGUGUGUAGGUGUAUAUUAGACUCUCAUUACAUUGCCACGGAUUGGACUGUACACAGAAAAAAGUUGGAAUUGACAAUAUAGAAACAAGUCUUUCUAUACAGAAAAUUUGAAAAUUUCUAAAUUCAGAAGUUCACAAAUUUAAAAAUUUCUAAAUUUCUAAGUUUGUAAAUUUUUGAAUUUGUAUAUGUCUAACUAUCAGAAGUGAGAAGAUGAAUUCAGUAUUGUUCUCUUUCGCACAUUUUAUCCUGCAUGUCCAUGUCCAUGCCCAGCUCUUCGACGAGUAUUUGAUCUACCCAUCAUUGCUGUAUAUGAUGAUUUGAACAUUCAUUAGUCACUAUUGGUGCUUAAAAGCUAUUAAAAUCGUGAGGUUUCUCAAUUUGUUAUUAAGAACGCGUUGUGGACAACAUAUUUGUUCUGUAUUAAGUAAUGCAACAUUUUGGUUGUGAAGAAAGCGAAAUUUUUGCAUUAUUAAACAUUUCCUAUGAUACAAUUUAUA
Megachile rotundata (alfalfa leafcutting bee) is the source of this 3376-nucleotide messenger RNA. RefSeq names its product coiled-coil domain-containing protein 6. The record is from RefSeq and is a predicted model, not a curated record. Lineage: Eukaryota; Metazoa; Arthropoda; Insecta; Hymenoptera; Megachilidae.